AUGACUGAUACAGCGAAAGACGGUUCGGCCAAUAGGGAGGACGCUGUCUCUCGAAAGCGGACGAGUAGCAAUGAUGAUGACGCCCCAUCGAAGCGUCGUGUUCUGACUACGGCGCGGAGAGAGCAGAAUCGCCAGGCGCAGAAAGCAUAUAGAGAGAGGCAGAAACAAGAGAGGAUACGACUGAAGCAGGAAAAGGCUCAAGCCCAAGCCACUUCCAGACAGCGCCUAAGACCUCUUCUAAAACGAGAGAACCCCUCACCGAGAGACUCUUCCGAACAAAAGACUUCAAUUGGGGAGAUAUACCCAUUGGAUGAAGAAGUCACAGAAACCAUCGACACAUCUGUUAAAAAGCUUGAGCCGAACCUUCCAGACCUUUACAUGAACAUGCUUCAGUUCGCACCAGCAGCCAUCUUCACAUCAUGUCUCACCAACGCAAUAUCCCUAGGUCUCGACCCGUCCGUCAUCGCAGACUGCAGCGUGGAACACAUAUCACCAUUCUGCCAACCCAACCUCUCAUCCACACUUAAUCACGCAGCUCUCAUACAAGCAGGCUCCAACAUCCUGUCAACUUUUAACAACACCAGUAUCCCCGUUCAUCUCCGUCCAACAAUGGCACAAAUCCUCAUACCUCAUCACACAAGUCUUGAUCUGAUACCUAUUCCAUUUCUACGCGAGCGAGCUAUAAUGCUAUCAGCUGCAAUGCCACAUGCCUUUAAUAACUGGGAACUCAAGCUGGAUAUAUACGAAAGAGGCGGCUUGACGAUAUGGCGACUGAACCGUGAGAAGGGUGAGCGUGGGAGGGAUACGUAUCCGCCUUGGGACAUGAAGAGCUGGGAGGCUGCGCCGUGGUUCUUGAAGAAGUGGUGUAUGCUUAUGGGGAGGGAGUAUGAUAAGAUGCAGAAUCAGAGCAUUGGGUGGCAGGUUGUUAGGGAUAUGAUAAGUUCGAGGGAUGUACAGAGAUUGACGACUAGUUAA
Molecule: messenger RNA, 975 nt
Organism: Fusarium subglutinans
Lineage: Eukaryota; Fungi; Ascomycota; Sordariomycetes; Hypocreales; Nectriaceae
Exons: 2
Coding region: 1-975 (324 amino acids)
Biological process (GO): regulation of DNA-templated transcription
Molecular function (GO): DNA-binding transcription factor activity
Source: RefSeq, a predicted model, not a curated record